AUGGUAUGGUAUCUUCUUUGGUUAUCCCUCUUUUCAGACUGCAUAAACCAAGAGCCCAAAGACAGCAGCCCUGGAGAAGAAUGUGAUGAUUGUGACAGCUGUGUGAUGACACUCUUGAACGACCUGGCCACCAUGGGUGAUGAACUCCACCUGGUCAAGUCUCAGCUUCACGGCCUGAGGGCCAGUGCCGGCUCGCUGGAGCAGAUGAAGCACUUGGAAACCCAGAUCAAGGACCUGAGGAAUCAGUUACUCACCUACCGUUCCGCCAUUUCAAAUCAUGGAUUAAAAAUGGAUGGUCUAGAAAAGGAACUGGGUAGUUUGAAUCGUGAAUUUGAAACUUUGCAAGAAAAGGUUCAAGUAAAUUCUAGAAAAGCACAAGCAUUACAGAACAAUGUUGAUCGGACAACCCAAAGUGCAAAAGAGCUGGACACAAAGAUUAAAAAUGUCAUCCAGAAUGUGCACAUUCUCUUGAAGCAGAUCUCUGGGACAAGUGGGGAAGGAAACAACCUGCCUUCAGGGGAUUUUUCCAGAGAGUGGGCUGAAGCAGAGCGCAUGAUGACAGAGCUACGGAACCGCAACUUUGGAAAGCACCUGAGAGAAGCAGAAGCUGAAAAAACAGAGGCUCGGCUCUUGCUGAGUCGGAUAAAGAGCUGGCUGGAAGAGCACCAAGGGGAGAACAGGGCACUUGUUCAGAGUAUAUGGGAUUCUUUACAUGACUACGAAGCCAAACUCCGUGACCUGCAUGCCGCUCUACAGAAGGCAGCUGCGCAAGCAAAGCAGGCCACUGGCCUCAACCGAAAAAAUGAGAAGGCUUUGGAAUCCAUCAAGACACAGGUUCAAGAAAUGAAUUCCCUGCAGAGUGAUUUCUCCAAGUACCUAGCCACCGCGGACUCUUCCUUACUGCAGACCAACAUGCUUCUGCAGCGGAUAGGGAAAAGCCAGGAGGAAUAUGAAAAGUUAGCUGCCACUUUAAAUGAAGAAAGACACGGGCUAAGUGGCAAAGUGAGAGAACUUUCCCAGUCCGCCAGCAAAGCGUCCCUGGUGGCGGAGGCAGAAGCGCAUGCGCAGUCUUUACAAGCGUUGGCAAAGCAGCUGGAGGAGAUCAAGAGGAACACCAGUGGGAACGAGCUGGUGCGCUGUGCGGUGGAUGCCGCCACCGCCUAUGAGAACAUCCUCAACGCGAUCAAAGCGGCUGAGGAUGCCGCCAACAAGGCCACCAGCGCGUCCGAGGCUGCCCUCCAGGGGGUUGGGGUGUCUGUGCCUCACCCUCUCUUCCGGCUUCAGGGACUCAGAAAAACACUAAAAACACUAAAACCCUCUAUUGUCCUUCUUUGCCUGUUGCUUUCUUUUCCCGACAGGUCACGGUUUGCUGUGGACAUGCGGACGGCUUCCCCCAGAGGCCUCGUGUUCUACUGGGGCUCUCAGAACUCCUACAUGGCGCUGUACCUCUCCAAGGGACGGCUCGUCUUUGCCUUGGGGGCAGGUGGGAAGAAGCUGAGGCUCAAAAGCAAAGAGAAGUGCAACGAUGGGCAGUGGCACACGGUGGUGUUUGGGCAAGAUGGAGAGAAGGGGCACUUGGUUCUGGAUGGCCUGAGGGCCCAGGAGGGAAGUUUGCCUGGAAAUACCACCAUCAGCCUCAGAGCACCAGUUUACCUGGGAUCAUCUCCCUCAGGGAAGCCAAAGAGCCUCCCCCAAAACAGCUUUGUGGGAUGCCUGAGGAACUUUCAGUUGGAUCUGAAACCCCUGGACACCCCUUCUGUGAGCGUUGGUGUGUCCCCCUGCGUGGGUGGCUCUUUGGAGAAAGGCAUUUAUUUCUCCCGGGAAGGAGGUCAUGUCAUCCUAGCUAACUCUGUGCUGUUGGGGCCCGAAUUUAAGCUGGUCUUCAGCAUUCGCCCAAGAAGCCUCACUGGCAUCCUAAUACACGUCGGGAGUCAGCCGGGGAGGCACUUAUGUGUUUAUAUGGAGGCCGGAAAGGUCGCGGCCUCUGUGGACAGUGAGGCAGGUGGGAUCUUGACAUCGGUGACACCAAAGCGAUCUCUGUGUGACGGACGGUGGCACUCCGUGACAGUCACCAUAAAACAACACAUCCUACACCUGGAGCUGGACGCAGAGAAUAGCUACACAGCUGGACGGCUCCCCUUGCCACCUGCCAGCAAUCCUGAGCCACUACACAUUGGAGGUGUCCCAGCCGGUUUGAAGACACUGAAGCUCCCGGUGUGGAAAUCAUUUUUUGGCUGUCUGAAGAAUGUUCAAGUGAACCACGUUCCCGUCCCUGUCACAGAAGCCGUGGGCACCCAGGGGACUGUCAGUCUGAAUGGCUGUCCUGACCACUAACUCAAACCCAUCACACAGCAAGGGAAGUCACCUCCAAGAGCCCAGGUCCCCAACACACCUCUCUCUCUCCCCGCAGGAUCGUUCUUGACUUAAGACACCCUCUAGACCGGGUUGCUAGCAAGUCUCAUUUUGAAUUCUGACCACCCAUACUCAUCAUCUUGGCACUCAGUGCUCCAUGUGUAUUUUAUAUAGAAAUCCCAUUUCUUGAAGAUGAUGAACAAAUUGUUACACGCUUUUGGUAAUCUCCUUUCCCACUAAAAAUGAAAUGUCUUUUAAAGAACAUUAUCUUCCACCUGUUAAAAAAAAAUAAAUAUCUUUUAAAGCACUUUAAAAACACAAAAAUUGUACAUGUGUUAAGGGGUUAUAACUUAUGGGGUUAAAUAAAGGCAGUGUACUCUUUAAA
Messenger RNA from Leptonychotes weddellii (Weddell seal), 2737 nucleotides. The record is from RefSeq and is a predicted model, not a curated record. Lineage: Eukaryota; Metazoa; Chordata; Mammalia; Carnivora; Phocidae.